AUGGACCCAAGCAUUCUCUCUAGUUUGCAGAACCUACAACUCACAAAAGAAGAAGAAGAAGCUAUUCCCAUCUCAGUCUCAAACUGCCCGGGCCUUUUGGAAGAAUGUUCCCUCAGCCUCUUUGGGCGGCUCCUUGUUGAUCGGCAACAGAACCAACGUGCUUUGAAGAACACCCUCAGAUCAGCAUGGAAAAUGGGUUCAGAUAUGAGGAUUGUGGAAGUUGGAAACAAUAUACUCCAAUUCAAGUUUAGCUCAAAAUUCCAAAUGGAGUGGGUUGAGAGAUGGAAAAAGGGACUGACUUCCACAAACAUUUCCUUCACCCAUUCUCCAUUUUGGGUACAAAUUUGGGGUCUCCCCUUUGAGCAUAUGUCACUGGACGUUAGGAAAGAAAUCGGUAGCAAGCUAUGUACUUUUUUGGAAGUUGAUAGGCGUUCAUGGCAAUCUGACCAAGCAAAGUUCAUGAGAGUUCGUGUGGAGCUGGAAAUUGAUAAGCCUCUAAGAAGAGGAGCUUAUAUUGUAAGCUCUGAAGAGGAACGACUAUGGCUCACAUUCAAGUACAAAAGGCUUCCUACGGUUUGCUUCUUCUGUGGGAAGCUUGGGCAUGAUAAAAAACAUUGCCCAGCAGCAAGGGAUUGGCAGACAGCUUGCCAUCAAUAUGGGGACUGGCUAAAGGCGGGGUGGAAUACAAAAAUGGCAGCCAAGGAAAAAAACCUGAACAAUGAGAUGGUUCGUAUGAUCUCCGGUGAGAAUGAUGCACAGCUCUUGACCGGACAGGGGUUUGUUUCUGCAUCAGCUUCUCUUCAACCUUCUGGUAUUGGAAGCCCAAGUACAAAAGCUCCAUCAGAAACAAAUGAGAAAGAAAAAACUGAGCUGUUGAAUGCGGCCUUGGCUGCCCUUGUUGGUGUUAUUUUUCAGGCCAAAGCUCAAGGAAAAGGAAAACAAAUUUUAGGCAAAGGCAAUCUGAAAAAAGUAGCUUGUGCAAAAGGGAAAGCCAGUGAUGACCAAACUCUCGCGCAAAUGCUGAAAUUUGGAGCAAAGCGUUGGAGAGCGACUGAAGCUUCAGAGGAAGAGACCAUUCGGGCUUCUAAACGCUUAUGCGAACUAGUCAACUUGGGUCCUGCAAUUGAUGCUUGA
Messenger RNA from Quercus lobata, 1134 nucleotides. RefSeq lists its product as uncharacterized. NCBI's taxonomy places the organism in Eukaryota, Viridiplantae, Streptophyta, Magnoliopsida, Fagales, Fagaceae. The transcript has 3 exons. Gene Ontology annotation, molecular function: nucleic acid binding; zinc ion binding. The record is from RefSeq and is a predicted model, not a curated record. The coding region runs from base 1 to 1134 and encodes 377 amino acids.